Messenger RNA from Nilaparvata lugens (brown planthopper), 1946 nucleotides. RefSeq lists its product as uncharacterized. The coding region runs from base 870 to 1946 and encodes 358 amino acids. NCBI's taxonomy places the organism in Eukaryota, Metazoa, Arthropoda, Insecta, Hemiptera, Delphacidae. The record is from RefSeq and is a predicted model, not a curated record. The transcript has 7 exons.
GUUUCUCUAUGAUAUUACAUCAAUAAACCUGUAUCAGCUACCGUCUAUAGAAGGCAUUGACAGACAGAGGAUCGGCAACGUUGUUCUCCCAUCUUUCUCCACUGCCAUUAUAACGUGGACCUCAUAAUAGUUUACCUGUAUUGUAUUCGACUAACUAGCUUUAUUUAAUUGACAAUAAGCCUCUUUCCUGAUUCAUAAUAGAAUAUAACAAGUAAGGUAUACAGUGAUAGACGUCAACCUUAACAGUAUAGUUCUACUUCCUCUAUUAGUCUAUCAGAUAUGUUCUUCUCAAAAGGAGGUGAAACUAAGUCAGUGUACCAAAGGCUACAUUAGCGUCAGUAGUGUUUUGUUUGUAAAUUGGUAGAUACGAUAGUCCACUCUAUUUAUUAAAAAACAUUUUGUCGUGACAAUUGUGAAUUUUCAAUUAGUUUUGGAAAUAGGUUGAUUUAUAAAUUGUGAUUACGGUAUUUUAUUUCUAUCAGAUAAUAAUAUGUUCUAUAGGAAAGUAGGUGAAACUAAAGUCAGUGUACCAAAGGCUACAUUAGCGUCAGUAGUGUUUUGAUUGUAAUUUGGUAGAUACGGUAGUCCUUUCUAUUUAUUAAAAUACAUUAUUUUCUCGUGAAAGUUGUGAAUUUUCAAUUAGUUUUGGAAAUAGGUUGAUUUAUAAAUUGUGAUUACGGUAUUUUAUUUUUUUCAAUUAGUUUUGGAAAUAGGUUGAUUUAUAAAUUGAGAAUACGGUUUUUUUGGCAAUAUAGGUUGAUGAGAAAUCAGGGUAGUGAAUGUGCUUUUGAUUGUUUGAUCUUGAAAAUACAGCUUGAUGUGCAAGUCAGUGUAUAAUAAAUACAUUAUCAAAAGUAUAGCUGUACAACAUGGGAAAACUGAUAGUGAUUCUACAAACAACUGUUGUUUUAUUAUGGAUUUUGGAAACGAAACUAGUGAGAUGUGAAUUGUGGGUUGCUAAACCUUUGACAAAAGCUUUGUGGGGGUUUUCUCCGAGUCCAGUAAACAAUACUCUAUGCAGAGAGCAAUCUUCAAUCUACAAACAGAAUUUGGCAAAUCUUACACUAUGGGCUAUUCAAAUGCUGGAUGCAAGCACCCUAGCCCCUAACGGUCUCGUAGCAGGCGACAUCCACCAGUUGGGUCACUUUGACUCUUGCAUGGCGACCCGGGGACCUGUGCAGCCCCAGUUCUGUGUACCAACCAUCAUGUUCCAACCAUUUUCGAAAAUAUUCCCCACAUUCGACGACGGUAACUACUCUAGAGGAUUCGAAGGAGAUGAUAACACAACAUGGAGUUUACAAAUAUGGGAAAAGAUGAAGCCCAAUCCAGAUGCAAGUAAACAACGGAGAGACCGUCUGCAUUGGGGCCUGUGUCUGCCGGCCUCCUGCCGACCUCUAGAGAUCCAAACAGAGCUGAAUGAAACCCUAAAUAGUCUCUCCGCAGAGAGCCACAUUCAUUUCCAAGUCUCCCUGAGUGACCUGAUGUGCUACAAUCCCCAUAAGGAGUUCUCAGACCGUUAUACGGGACCUGAAAAAUCUGCCGGAUUCUAUAUCAUGUGCUACUUGCUUGCAAUUCUUGGAGUGAUAUUGGUUAUAGCAACAGUUACUGAUAUACUGCUGGGAGUAGGGCGUACACAGGGCGAUGAUUCGUCAACUCGGAAGAUGAACGACACUUAUAAGAAAAGUUUAUUCUUGCAGCUUUACUCAGUUCGAUUAAAUUUGGAACGAUUGACUAGAAAGGACAAAUCCUCAGAAUUCGAUAUUUUGAACGGCAUGAAAUUCGUGCUGCUUUUUUUCGUGGUGACAGGUCACAGGGGACUCUUCAAUAUGGGGACCGCUCUGUCGGAUCCUGAGUACGUCGAAAGUCUCUCUCAAAACUCCACUACUGAAGAGGUAGAAGUAGCAGAAGAAGUGGCAAAAGAAGAAGAAGAAGAAGAGAGAGAUUGA